CGCUGACUGUCAAACGACAAUUUCUUCUACUCGUGGUUACAGAGGAAAAUGGCUGCCCACAAGUCUUUUCGCAUUAAGCGCGUCUUAGCUAAAAAGCUCAAGCAAAACUGCUCGAUUCCACAAUGGAUUCGUAUGCGAACUGGUAACAAAAUCAGAUACAACGCUAAGAGACGUCACUGGCGUCGUACAAAGUUGAAGUUGUAAAUCUGCAUCCAAACACAAUAUGCAAUCAACUAUCGUUGGAUAUAUCGAUAUUCAUCGAUAUGUGUUUAUGCUGUUUCUGAUUUUAUUUACUUUGUAAAAAGCCGAUCAUCGGCCAACUACAAACUGAAUUGAAUAAACAACAACAUUUCAAAAUGAAACAACUUCAUUAAAAACAACAA
Sitodiplosis mosellana (orange wheat blossom midge) is the source of this 383-nucleotide messenger RNA. RefSeq names its product 60S ribosomal protein L39 (gene RpL39). The record is from RefSeq and is a predicted model, not a curated record. Gene Ontology annotation, cellular component: ribosome; cytosolic large ribosomal subunit. Gene Ontology annotation, biological process: translation. NCBI's taxonomy places the organism in Eukaryota, Metazoa, Arthropoda, Insecta, Diptera, Cecidomyiidae. The transcript is spliced from 3 exons. Bases 49 to 204 code for a protein of 51 amino acids. Gene Ontology annotation, molecular function: structural constituent of ribosome.